Molecule: messenger RNA, 1208 nt
Organism: Prorocentrum cordatum
Lineage: Eukaryota; Dinophyceae; Prorocentrales; Prorocentraceae
Source: the annotation of a GenBank genome assembly
AGCCCCAGGGGCCCCUGCCGCGGGUGCCCGCGCUCCCCUCCGCGGGCGCGCUGGGCAGUUCCCCAGCAGGGGGGGCACCAGCGAUGGCCGCCGAUAAGGACGACCCGCAGAAGCUCGUCAUCCGCAACACCUUCUGGGAGCUGAAGGAGGACGAGGCUGGCAAGUCGUCCGACGAGGGUGCGCGGAAGUUCCACACCGCUCCCCCCGGCUCAUCCGGGGCCUCCAUUAGCGCGACCGAGCCGGCGAAGAUCGACCAGCUGGUGUCCAUCUCGGAAGAGCAGCUUUCGCCGAAGGGUCACAAGGACGACGGCGACGAAUCCAUGAACUCGACCGUCAUGCUGCGCAACCUGCCGGUCAAGCUGUCGCGCGAUGACGUCCUCUCCAGAAUCGAUGCCGAGGGAUUUUUCGCGAGGUACGAUUUCUUUUACAUGCCCAUCGAUUUCGCAACCAUGGCGAACUUCGGGUAUUGCUUCAUCAACCUAGUGACGCCCGAGGUCGCCCAGGAGUUCUGGGCGCACUUCGACGGUUUUUCCAAGUGGCCGGAGGCCACCGACGGUCCGGUAGCAGUCAGCUGGAGCGCGAAGCACCAGGGGUUGGAGCAGAACGUGGAGCGCUACCGAAAUUGCCCCGUGAUGUUCGACAAGCUCGCGGACGCUUGCCGACCAGUGCUUCUUAGAAACGGCGUGAGGAUGGACUUCCCGCCGCCGACGAAGAAGCUCCGGCAGCCGCGAGUGAGGACCAAGAAGGAGCGGCCGGAGGGCAUGGACGACACCCGAGCCAGCACCGAGCCCGCCCCCAGCAGGAAGGCGCCAGCCCCGGCCAGCACAGAGCCGGCCUACGUGACCACCGACGACGUCUGAGAGCUCCUUCUCAGCUCGGAGGGGCUCGAUGUGUCCAGACCGUGACGGACGAUGUUUGCCAAUGUCCGGCCCCGGGGGGGCCUUCGCCAGGCCUCGGGACCGUCAACGUACAUUCGACGCGGAGAUCGCCACAUGCGCAUCUCAUUUUCUGGCUCGUCCCGCUGUGAGUGUCUGGCAGUGCGCGUUUCGGUGCGAGAGCGAGUCCGAGUGGACGACGGGCGGGGGGAGUGCAACACUCCCUGGCGGCCCGCAAUUGGGGUGCCCAAGAGCUACGCCUGCUGUAUCGUGGUCAGCAUUGCACCACUACAAGGGAGCAAUGUCUGCGGCGCCGAGACAAGCAAACGGCUU